AUGCAACACAAUGUGCUAACUGAUCCCCAGGCUGGGAUCUACUUGUGGUGGAAGUACAUUGAUGAGAACAAGAUUUCUAUCCUGAAGGUGCAUGAUGCCAACCUAUGCAACAUGACCAAGGAAUUUGCAAUACAGCAGAAUGAGGCAAUCCCUGGGGCGAUAGCAAUAGACUACCACGAGCAGGUAGAGGAGAGAGCGCAGAUGGAGGCUGAGAGGUUGGCCAAGGCACCAUCCAUGCACACCUGGGGCCAAGUAGCAAGAGGUGAGGGCCAAGACCAUGCACCAGAAGACACCAAAGGAAACCUGUCAAGAGGAGCUGCACACUCAACAGGGGAGGGCUCUGGUAGUGUGAGCAAGGGAAAAGGGAAGCAGAAGGCCACCAGCAAGGAGGAUGAGCUGGCUGAUGACAUCAAUGAUGACAAGGGUGAUGGCAAACCAGGUCCACCCACAAAGGGACCUCAUGCAGCUGGGGACAAUGAGCCCUGCAAGACAUGUGCCCAGGCAAACCUCAUGUGUGUCGGGGAGCCAGAGGCAUCCUGCAAACAGUGCAGGAAGGCAAAAUGCAAGUGCUCAUGCUCUCAAGGUGUAGGGAGAAAGCGAAAGAACUCCAGUACCAUUGGGGAGGCAGGGCCAUCCCACAAACGAGUCAAAUUGUUUAUGACCUUGAAGCUGGCCCCAUCAGAACCCAUGACCAAACCUGUCAAGAAGCUUACUCUGAAAAUUCUGGCUCGAAAAUGGCAGCCUGAUCUGACCCCCACAUGCUCGCCUUCACCAGAUCCAGCUCCUUCACUUUGUGAUCCUUCGCCAACACCCCAUCUCUUUUUCCACAGAGCCACUCCAACACCCAGACCUGCACCCAAGCCCUCACCAGUCCUGGUUGAUGAUCCUCAUGCAUCACUUCCAAUCGAUGAACUGCAAGUUGAGAUCAAACCAUUCAUUGCGACUGCAACCAGUUUACUGGACAAACCUGGAGAUGUUGAAGUGAUGGCCCAGAGCGACACUCCAUCAGCCAUGGAAAUUCCGGAGGUUGAAUACCCACACAAGCAGUCAACAGCAAACAUUGUUGAGCAUCUGCAAGUGCUCGAGGCAAGGGCCAAGGAUGAGGAAUUCAAGCUGGAGCAGGUCUACCAGCUGCUGGAGAUGUUGGCAAGGCAGGUAACACAUUGGAUCGAGACUGCAUGGGCUAGAUGGGAGGAGCUGCAAAGGUUGAAGGAUGAUCUCCAGAACCUGUAA
Molecule: messenger RNA, 1233 nt
Organism: Pisolithus orientalis
Lineage: Eukaryota; Fungi; Basidiomycota; Agaricomycetes; Boletales; Pisolithaceae
Exons: 4
Coding region: 1-1233 (410 amino acids)
Source: RefSeq, a predicted model, not a curated record